Myotis lucifugus (little brown bat) is the source of this 1446-nucleotide messenger RNA. RefSeq names its product olfactory receptor-like protein DTMT. The record is from RefSeq and is a predicted model, not a curated record. Gene Ontology annotation, cellular component: membrane. Bases 1 to 1446 code for a protein of 481 amino acids. Lineage: Eukaryota; Metazoa; Chordata; Mammalia; Chiroptera; Vespertilionidae. The transcript has 2 exons. Gene Ontology annotation, biological process: G protein-coupled receptor signaling pathway. Gene Ontology annotation, molecular function: G protein-coupled receptor activity; olfactory receptor activity.
AUGACAGGAAGGAAUCAAACGGCCGUCACAGAGUUCCUCCUCCAGGGCCUGCCCAUCGAGUCAGAGCGGAAAAACCUGUUCUAUGCCCUGUUCCUGGUCAUGUAUGUUACCACCGUCCUGGGGAACCUCCUCAUCAUUUUCCUGAUUCGCCUGGACUCUCAGCUCCACACGCCCAUGUAUUUGUUUCUCAGUAACUUGUCCUUCUCUGACCUCUGCUUCUCCUCUGUCACAAUGCCCAAGUUGCUGCACAACAUGCAGAGCCAAGUCCCCUCCAUCCCCUACGCAGGCUGCCUGACCCAAAUGUACUUCUUCAUGCUUUUUGGAGACCUGGAGAGCUUCUUCCUUGUGGCCAUGGCCUAUGACCGCUAUGUGGCCAUCUGCUUCCCCCUGCACUACACCACCAUCAUGAGCCCCAGGCUCUGUCUCUCCCUGGUGGCGCUGUCCUGGGCGCUGACCACUUUGGAUGCCAUGUUACACACUCUGCUCAUGGCCAGGUUGUAUAUGACAGGAAGGAACCAAACUGCCGUCACAGAGUUCCUCCUCCAGGGCCUGCCCAUCCAGUCAGAGCAGAAAAGCCUGUUCUAUGCCCUGUUCCUGGUCAUGUAUGUUACCACCGUCCUGGGGAACCUCCUCAUCAUUUUCCUGAUUCGCCUGGACUCUCAGCUCCACACGCCCAUGUAUUUGUUUCUCAGUAACUUGUCCUUCUCUGACCUCUGCUUCUCCUCUGUCACAAUGCCCAAGUUGCUGCACAACAUGCAGAGCCAAGUCCCAUCCAUCCCCUAUGCAGGCUGCCUGACCCAGAUGUACUUCUUCCUAUUUUUUGGAGACCUGGAGAGCUUCCUCCUUGUGGCCAUGGCCUAUGACCGCUAUGUGGCCAUCUGCUUCCCCCUGCACUACACCACCAUCAUGAGCCCCAGGCUCUGUCUCUCCCUGGUGGCGCUGUCCUGGGGGCUGACCACGUUGCAUGCCAUGUUACACACUCUGCUCAUGGCCAGGUUGUGUUUUUGUGCCGACAAUGUGAUUCCUCACUUUUUCUGUGACAUGUCUGCUCUGCUGAAGCUGUCCUGCUCUGACACGCGAGUUAAUGACUUGGUGAUAUUUACCAUCGGAGGACUCAUUGUUGUCAUCCCGUUCCUACUCAUCAUCCUGUCCUAUGCACGAAUUGUUUCAUCCAUCUUCAAGGUCCCUUCUGCUAGAGGUAUGCGCAAGGCCUUCUCCACCUGUGGCUCCCACCUGGCUGUGGUGUCACUGUUCUUUGGGGCAAUUAUUGCUCUUUAUUUAUGCCCAUCAGCUGAUAAUUCUACUGUGAAGGAGAUGGUCAUGGCUAUGAUGUAUACUGUGGUGACGCCCAUGCUGAACCCGUUCAUCUACAGCCUGAGGAACAGAGACAUGAAGGGAGCCCUGGGAAGAGUCUUUUGUAGAAAGAUAACUCCCUUUUCUGUAUGA